CACAUUAACUAUCAAUCGCAGCCUAUCCAUUGAACUUAGUACAUAGUGCAGAACAUAGCUACAUUUUCAACAAGCCUUACUAGCCAAGGAACCAUUAUCAAUUCCAGGUCUCACAAACUUAAUUGGCCGUCACACCGUGUGGAGGAGUCCUCUUUGCAGAAUGAGCAGCAUGUCUCAGGAGAUCUUGGCCUUUUUAUUUAGCACUUCGGGAUGGGUGCUGGUGUCUUCCACCUUGCCGAUGGAAUACUGGGAGGUAUCUUCAAAUGAUGGAUCAGUCAUCACCACAGCUACAUUCUAUUCCAAUCUUUGGAAGACCUGCGUCAUUGAUUCAACUGGAGUGUCUAACUGCAAAGACUUUCCCUCGUUGCUGGCACUGAAUGGCUACAUCCAAGCAUGCAGGGGAUUGAUGAUUGCAGCCGUCUGUCUGGGUUUUUUUGGUUCUAUAUUUGCCCUUGUUGGAAUGAAAUGCACCAAACUUGGAGGAACUGACAAAAACAAAGCCAGUAUUGCUUGCUUUGCAGGUGUAAUUUUCCUUCUUAGUGGCCUCUGCUCACUUUCAUCAUGCUCCCUCUAUGCACACCGGAUAACAACAGAGUUUUUUGACCCAAUGUUUUAUGACCAGAAGUAUGAACUGGGAGCUGCGCUUUUUAUCGGCUGGGCAGGUUCUAUCCUCUGUAUCCUCGGAGGCAGCGUGCUCUGCUUCUCCAUUACAGGUUCUUUUACCAAAAGCCACAGUCGAGCAAACUAUAUCUACAAAGGUGCUGUCUCACAUUCUCAUAUCUCCUCCCGCCCAAGAGGGCAGGCACAGUCUGUAAACCAGAGGCCACCUCCUGACUGCAGCAACUCCUCCAGGAUUCAGCACUUUGAUAAGAAUGUGUAUGUGUGAGGUAUAUGAAUAUAAAACACUUUUAGUCAAAGCCACUGGUGAGUCUUAAAAGAUACAGUACACUGUAUGAAAGUUGGUGGUUUUGUCUAACAGUAGCAGAAUUUCCUGAUUUUAAUGUGUGGCUCACCAAGAAUUAAGUUUGGAAUAUUUGAAUGUUUUUCUAUUUAAAAGGUCUGAAUUUAAAGUUGUGUGAUGCAGUUUACUCUCUAAUGUAGGGGGAUUUUUAUUUUCUAUAAAGCAGACAACUUCUGUAUUUGGCAGUUCUACAUAUUACUGUGCACUGAAUGCUCAGAUUAUGUAUGUAUUAUGAUUAAACAGCUCAAUCAAAAACAUAAUUCUUCCGAAAUGGGCCUUUCUGAUGUAAUUUUUACAUAAGUUUCCAUUUUUUUUUUAUGUAUGUGGCAAUUAAGUGUGUAAUAUUUUGUAAGACAUUUCCUUUGUUGAUUGAAUCUUUAAAGCGCCCAUAUUAUGCUCAUUUUCAGGUUCAUAACUGUAUUUUAAGGUUGUACCAGAAUAGGU
Molecule: messenger RNA, 1405 nt
Organism: Perca fluviatilis (European perch)
Lineage: Eukaryota; Metazoa; Chordata; Actinopteri; Perciformes; Percidae
Product: claudin-10-like
Exons: 5
Coding region: 161-886 (241 amino acids)
Biological process (GO): bicellular tight junction assembly; cell adhesion
Cellular component (GO): plasma membrane; bicellular tight junction
Molecular function (GO): structural molecule activity
Source: RefSeq, a predicted model, not a curated record